Messenger RNA from Panicum virgatum (switchgrass), 1231 nucleotides. Its product is annotated as auxin-induced in root cultures protein 12-like. The transcript has a single exon. The record is from RefSeq and is a predicted model, not a curated record. Bases 88 to 882 code for a protein of 264 amino acids. Lineage: Eukaryota; Viridiplantae; Streptophyta; Magnoliopsida; Poales; Poaceae.
CCACACUCCCACACGGCUCCACUCCGCUCCAAGAACACAGCAAGGCCAACCCGCGCCCCGAGGCAGGGAGCGCCGACCCAACCCCACAUGGCCGCCGCCGCCGCCGCAAUGCCGCUGCUGCUCCUGGCCCUCUUGCUGGCGUCGCCGGCGGCCACGCGGCUGGCCUCCGCCGCCUGCGCGAGCGAGAAGUUCCCGGCGGGGCGGACGUACGCCACCUGCGAGGACCUCCCCAAGCUCGGCGCGUCGCUGCACUGGACCUACGACGCGUCCAAGUCGUCGCUGUCCGUGGCGUUCGUGGCGGCGCCCGCCGCGCCCGGCGGGUGGGUGGCGUGGGGGCUCAACCCGUCCGGCGAGGGCAUGGCCGGCGCGCAGGCGCUGGUGGCGCUCAAGGGGUCCGGGUCCGCGGCGUCCACGGUGAAGACGUACAACAUCUCCGGGUACGCGCUGGGCGCCCCGUCCCCGCUCGAGUUCCCGGCCACCGAGCUCGCCGCGGACGCCGGCGGCAGCGGCGGCAAGAUCCGGGUGUACGGCAAGCUGCAGCUGCGCAAGGGGAUGAAGGCCGUGAACCAGGUGUGGCAGGUCGGGUCCUCCGCCACCGGCGGCGCCCCCGACAAGCACGCCUUCGGGGCCGACAACCUCUCCGCGAAGAGCAAGCUCGUCCUCGCCGGCAGCAAGGCCGCCGCGGGCGCCCCCGCCGCCUCGCCCGCCGCGGCGCCCGAGGCCGGCGGCCCGGCCGCGUCCGGCAGCGACAGCGGCGCGGCGUCGUCCAUGGCGCCGUCCGCCGGGAACGGCAAGACCCCGAACGCCGCUGUGUCCACGGCCGCCGUAUCCGCUCCGGCGCUCCUCGCGCUGGCGCUGGUGGGGCUCUUGGCGGCGGUAUGAUGAUGGCGGUAGCUGGAACGCCGGCUGGUGGUCGCUGCCUGCCAUCAUUCCCCAGCGAAGGCGGCGGCUUGCCGGCGGGAGAGGAAAUGCUGCGCUAUUUUUGUUGGGUUGUUUUUCUUUCUUUUUGGCCGUGCAAUAAAAAUGGUUGCUGUACUUGUGUUGUUGAGGUGUUGUUAAGUAGCAUAGCGAUUUUACUGUAGUGGAGACAUGCCAUUCAUCCGGUCACAUGGCCGUAGUUCUUGCCACUGCGCUCUGUGUCUCUGAAUCUCUCUCUCUGGUGGUACGAUGCCUUUGUGUUUAUUUUAGUUUGUAUUUUACAUUUUUGUAAAAGAAUUUUUAAUAUUUGAAA